AAGAUUAUUAUGAUAUCGUCUUAUAUUCGUAUCGUAGGUAAGCUGUCGUUAUACAGGUUGUUGACUUAAAACUAGCACUUUGCGAUCAAGAUUAAUUUUUUGAGCGGAGUGGCGAGUGGAAACAUUACAAAUCAUUUGUUCAUCUUAAUCCGGCCCAACUUUUCACCAAUGGACAACGUUGAAUGAAGACCCCUUAUCUUAUAUUCUUUCCUGGAUUGGAUUUUCGAUUUGGAAUAACUUCAUAAUAAGCGAAAAAUACGUUUCCACACCAGCAGAGGAGAGGCGUUUGAUGAUGGCUUUUGUCCCACUCUCAAAACCCCUUCUUAUGCUCACGAUAUCGAUGCUGUUUAUACACGAAGGUUGCUGCCUAUCGUGUCCGAAUGGUUGGAUGCAGCGACAGGGGACGUACGACUGUUACCAGAUCAAAUCAGACCUCACAACAUGGGAUCAGGCAAGGGCUAACUGCCACGCCAUAGAAGGAGAUCUUACCUCACUAGACAAAGCUGGAGAAAAUGAAUGGCUGAAAGCUCAGCUCGGUGGGUUUAGUGAGGAUUUCUGGAUUGGAUUAAGUGAUCCCAAUGGUAACCUGGCUUAUGUAUGGAGUGAUGGAUCAAUAUAUGAUCCAAAUUUAUCGAACUGGGCUAGUAAUCGUCCUAGUCACAGUAAGGGUACUAAGGCUUGUGUAGCAAUGGGCUAUAAUCAGAACUGGUACUGGAUCGAUGAGGAUUGUGGUUCUAGGAAAGGAUAUGUAUGCCACAGAACUCUCACUCAACCAGUUCGCUGUGACGAGUCAAAUGGAUGGACAGAGCAAUUCCAGAAUUGUUAUUAUACUUCAACAAACUGGAUGACUUUUGACGACGCUCAGGAAUACUGUACACGUUAUGAUGGUAACCUCAUGGAUGUAGUCGAUGAAGAAGAACAGAUGUUUCUAUCAGAGUUGGUACAGGAAGCAAGGGGUUCCUUUUGGAUUGGAUACAAAAGUGUGGGUGGACUGGAUGAUUUCAGGUGGACAUCUGGACAUGGAACGGGUUAUGAACACUGGGGAACUAAUGAACCAAGCAUGGACUCAGAUGAGGAAUGCACUCAGGUGAUCUAUCAGAGCACGUCAACUGGUAACUGGUCGACAGCAGACUGUUUUUGGGGAAGGAAAUUCAUUUGCGAGAAACCAACUGGUAUGUGUUAUCCAGGUUGGAGGAUACAUGAUGGUUACUGCUAUCAACUGGUAUCCUCCUCACCUACCACGUGGGAUGAUGCUAAAGAUAAGUGUGAAGCGCAGGGAAGCACAUUGCUCACUAUCAAAAAUGAAAAAGAGCAAGAAUUCAUCAAUGAACAGCUUCCUGUCCUGUGGCAAAAUGGAAUCCCGAGUAUCUGGCUUGGCAUCUCUGAUACGUUGAAAGACGGAGAAAUGAAAUGGACCGACGGUACAGCUUACGACGAUUCAGCAUACCAGAACUGGCCUGCUGGUAACAAACCAGCUAACAGAGAAGGCGAACAACAAUGUGGAUCUAUUUAUACCGGUUCUUCAGUUGGGCAAUGGGACUAUGGUGAUUGUUUUAAUCUCUUUGACUACACCUGUAAGAUUCGAGAAGGAGCACCUAUUACUCCAGUGGAUCCUGAUCGACCAACGGGCUACUGUCCAGCUGACUGGUAUAUCUACAAUGACCACUGCUACUUUAUGGAAGAAACGGGAGUAACUUAUACUGAUGCACAACAAAACUGUAAUGAUAAGGGAGGCAAACUGGCAAGCAUCCAUACGACAGAAGAAAUGUCAUUCAUAGAAUUACAUCUUCAAGCAAAUGACUACUAUGUUGGACUUGAAAGAAAAGGUGCUGGAAUAAACGAUUUCCAAUGGACUGACGGAACUCAGUUUGAUUACCACAACUGGGACAUUGGUGAACCAAAUAACGCCGGUAGCAACGAAGAUUGUGUUCAUGUACGAGGGCCAUAUACCACCCCAUCAGGAGUGUGGAAUGACGUUUCAUGUAAUCGGAAAUAUGCUUCUAUUUGCAAGAAAAAAGCAGAUGAGUCGACCCCGCCUCCUCCCACAAAUCCACCUGAUGUUGGAUGCUAUGAACCAUUUCAGCAAUAUAAGGGGAAUGCAAUAGUGACUGUAGAUGGAAACCUAUGUUAUAAUUGGGAAGAUGCGAACCGAGAGUAUAAUCCAAUAGACUACCCCGAUAAAGAUUUAACGGAGAACUACUGUCGGAAUCCAAACAAUGCUGCCAAGCCUUGGUGUUAUAUUGAGUUUGGCUUCCAGGAUUGUGAUGUACCUCAAUGCAAUGCUCCUGUUGACUGUUACGAAGGUGAUGGGUACGUGUACCGAGGAAAGUAUGACAAGACAGAAAACGGUAGUACCUGUCUUCCUUGGGCUUCCCUCGACGAUUCGGCUUACUUCAACCCUCGAUCCUUUCCAGAAGAAGGUCUGGAGGGUAAUUACUGUCGAAACCCAGCUGGAUCCGGAAAUGGUCCAUGGUGUUACUAUAACAAGAAAGCUGAAGGGUACGCAUACUCCUAUUGUGGAAUCCCCAAGUGCAAUACUACUGGUUGCUAUGAGGGAAACGGUGCCAACUAUAGAGGAUCAGCGAAUGAAGGAGAGAAUGGACAGACGUGCGUAAAGUGGGAAGAAGCGACAAGUCGGCCAUAUAACCCUACCACGUAUCCUAAUGCUGGAUUGGAUCAUAAUUACUGUCGCAAUCCAAGCCAGGACGACGAGCCAUGGUGUUACGUAAGAGACGAUAACCAAGGCCUUGUACAGGAACCAUGUCUUGUCCCACAUUGCACCAUUGAAGUUGGAUGCUAUGUCGGGAAAGGGAUGUCGUAUCGCGGACAUGCAAAUUACAUUUCUUUAGGACGGACCUGCUCUGACUGGGUCAACUUCAUCGAUGAAUUUUACCCAGUGCCAUUGAGCGAAUUCACGAUGCAGCCGCUCAAAUCCAUCCUUCCAGUGGCACCAAGUAUCAGCGAUAUCAGCCUCUCUGAGUGUGCCCAUGAGUGUCUUCAUCGAGCUGAUUUCUUCUGCAAAUCGUUUAAUUACCACACGGCGAGUGGCGGGAGUGACCGAUCUCGUUGUCUCUUGAGCGCUAAGAACAGUAAAGAUGUGGAAUUAGGCUACGACCCAGAACAAGACUAUUAUGAGAGAAACCAAACAUAUGGGCUGGAGGAGAAUUAUUGCCGAAAUCCGAAUGGAGCGAUGGGUCCAUGGUGUUACUUUUGGGAUCCGAUACACAACCAAACAGACUGGUCAUAUUGUUCAGUACCAGAAUGCAAUCCUGAAGAUGUAGGAUGCUACGAUCCGAGGGUCCGAGGCACUACUUACCGCGGUCCAGCUCGCACCACAGCAUCUGGUCAUAUCUGUGUGGAAUGGAAGGACACUUAUUGGAUUCCUGAUAAUUAUCCGAAUGCAGGUUUGGAUGAGAAUUACUGCCGUAAUCCUUCUGUAUUCAUCGCGGAUGCUCCAUUCUGUAUGUAUAAAGCGGCUCACAAUGAACAGGGGUACAUGAGAGAGUUAUGUGACAUCCCUCAGUGUAAUGUACAAGAAGCUUGUGGGGGCGAGGGAUGGAGAGCUGACCCAUCUGAGGAAUGGUGUUAUAAGAUAGAACAGGAUUCAACGCUAAGUUUCGAUGAAGCACAACAAGCGUGUGAGGGUGAAGAUGCCAAUCUCCUCAGUAUCUUAUCCGAGGCGGAGUCGAAUCUUAUAGUCGGAAUGAUCUCAUUAUCACCAGUAGAAGGUUUCUGGAUAGGAGCAAAUGAUCGAUUUCAGGAGGCAGGCUGGGAAUGGACAGAUGCAAGUCCUUUCUCUUACUUAAAUUGGCAACCAGGUCAACCAGAUAACCUUCAGGGGAUUGAAGAAUGUGUGUAUAUGGCAAGAGGAAACGGAAUGUGGUCCGACGAAAAGUGUGAUCUUACGUUUCCUUACAUCUGCAAGAAAAGAAGCAAGAAUGUCAUUGGCUCUUCUGUCGCACCAACAACCCUAGCUCCCGGAUCUUUGUGUCCAACGGAUUGGGAAGGCUACGGCUCUCAUUGCUACUUGGUACAGCGAGACUUUGUCUCAUGGACUAAGGCUCGAGCCAGUUGCGACUUGCUGGAUGCUAAACUUGCUACCAUACAUAGUGAAGGCGAAAUGACGCACAUCGCCGGUCUGCUUUCAAGAGGUAUGAUCGCACGUAGUAAUUCAUGAUUGCGUGUGUGGGUGAGUGAUGUGGGUAUUGUGGGUGUGUUAGAGAGAGUACAUAAUGUGUGCGUGAAUGAUGAUGAGAGAGGAGGUGUAUAUUAGUAAAGGGUGGGAAGUACAGUUUGUGAGAGGAUGUUUAUAGGCAUGCAGAGUGACGUCCAGGGGUGGGACAGGGGCAAUUUUAGAAUAGUAAGAGAAAUAGUAGAGAACAAAGAAAAAAACCGAGAAGAAAGAAGGAAGAGGAGU
This is a messenger RNA of Lytechinus pictus (painted urchin), 4417 nucleotides long. Its product is annotated as macrophage mannose receptor 1-like. Gene Ontology annotation, molecular function: signaling receptor activity. The record is from RefSeq and is a predicted model, not a curated record. The transcript is spliced from 33 exons. Lineage: Eukaryota; Metazoa; Echinodermata; Echinoidea; Temnopleuroida; Toxopneustidae. The coding region runs from base 290 to 4177 and encodes 1295 amino acids.